AUGCCCGAGUAUCUAUCGCAAGAGCAAAUAGACAAGGAAACUACAAGAUACCUAGUGAUCCCUAACUUUCUGGAUAAAGAAGAGGCGCAUACACUGUUGGCGCGGUCUAAACAACUGUUGGACGAGUUUGACAUCCACGAUCAUCCUCUGACGAAGUUUACGACUAGCGAUGACAAUCAUGUCGGCGACGAUUACUUCUUGAACUCUGGAGAUAAGAUUCGAUAUUUUUUGGAAGAAGAUGCUGUGGAUUCCAACGGGAAACUCACGAGGGAAAAGCAGAAGUCUGUGAACAAGAUAGGACACGCUCUGCACGAACUCGAUCCUGCAUUUCGAAAGGUCACUCUGGAGAAUGAGCGUCUCCGAAGUCUCGUUAGAGAUCUGAAGUUCCACAAGGAUCCGGUAGCCCUGCAGUCGAUGGUAAUAACCAAGCAAACACAUAUCGGUGGCGAAGUACCUGAACACAACGAUUCAACAUUCCUCUACACAGAUCCACCUUCCGCUCUUGGAUUCUGGAUUGCCCUCGAGCAGUGUACUGCCACUAACGGUGCACUGUCUUUCCUACCCGGCUCUCACAAGACCCAUCCUGUUACUAAGCGCUUUGUUCGACUUGGAGAAAGAAAGGGAACAGGAUUUGAGCCGCUUGUAUCAUCUGAGGAGGAACAGAGGCUGGCUGAAGCUGCUAAGGGAGGUUAUAUCCUUGAGACAUGCAAUCCAGGUUCGGUUCAGUUUUCUGCUCGGUCAAAUUCCUAUGUUAAUGCGCUUGCUCUGCUAGGUGACCUGGUUCUCAUCCACGGUACAGUGCUCCACAAAUCUGAGCGAAAUACGAGCCCGCACACUCGAUUCGCGUACACCUUCCACAUGAUCGAGUCACCGCCCCACGCUAAAUACGAUGAGAAGAACUGGCUUCAGCCCACGAAGGAGAUGCCGUUCUCUCGAAUUUUGCCCGCUGGAGAAGUUAACGCAUGA
Psilocybe cubensis is the source of this 966-nucleotide messenger RNA. Its product is annotated as Phytanoyl-CoA dioxygenase domain-containing protein 1-like protein. Lineage: Eukaryota; Fungi; Basidiomycota; Agaricomycetes; Agaricales; Agrocybaceae. Bases 1 to 966 code for a protein of 321 amino acids. The record is from RefSeq and is a predicted model, not a curated record. The transcript is spliced from 8 exons.